AUGCCGUCCAUGUGGCUGACAGAUACACAGAAGGUUGGGGUGGUGUUCUGCUCUGGUGGUAGUCUAUUCCUCUUCCUGGGGAUUCUCAUGUUCUUCGACCGGUCACUACUUGCUAUGGGAAAUAUCCUCUUCUUAAUCGGCCUACCUCUCAUCCUCGGUCCGCAAAAGACGCUCGCCUUCUUCGCGCGCCGACAGAAGCUCACGGGAACGGUUACGUUCGCCCUGGGCAUUUUUCUUAUCCUCUUCCGCUGGCCGCUGAUAGGCUUCUGUGUCGAGCUAUACGGUCUCUUUGUCCUGUUUGGUGAUUUCCUGGUCACUCUCGGUGGGUUUGUGGGCAGCAUACCGGUUGUAGGGCCGUAUCUGAGACAGGCGUUGGUCUGGCUGGGUACCAUGGGAGGCAGAAGGCCAAACCAGGACCUACCAGUAUAA
This is a messenger RNA of Nannizzia gypsea CBS 118893, 429 nucleotides long. RefSeq names its product Got1 family protein. Gene Ontology annotation, cellular component: endoplasmic reticulum; Golgi membrane; COPII-coated ER to Golgi transport vesicle. The transcript has 5 exons. The coding region runs from base 1 to 429 and encodes 142 amino acids. Lineage: Eukaryota; Fungi; Ascomycota; Eurotiomycetes; Onygenales; Arthrodermataceae. Gene Ontology annotation, biological process: retrograde transport, endosome to Golgi; endoplasmic reticulum to Golgi vesicle-mediated transport. The record is from RefSeq and is a predicted model, not a curated record.